Molecule: messenger RNA, 713 nt
Organism: Owenia fusiformis
Lineage: Eukaryota; Metazoa; Annelida; Polychaeta; Sabellida; Oweniidae
Source: the annotation of a GenBank genome assembly
AUUGUUACUGUCAGCCUCAUUUUGGGUCAAGUAGUAAAAAUCGGUGAACCAUCAGAUAUGGUACCGUGAUAAAUCACAUAUUUGGGACAGGGGUGAUUUCAGGGAUGAUAUUGGGACUAGAGGGAUAAUAUCAGGGAUAAUAUGGAAUUCAUCCCAGUGAAGUUUCUUUGGGAUAACAGACUGCAUACAAUGAGGGACUCAAAUUUUGUGAUAAUUAGCUUGUGUUUUUCACUGUUGCUUGUGACAUCAUCAGUAACGGCAAGGAAUAAUGACAAAAUAGCACAAAAACUGUUGAAGAGGUUCACUGAUAGUUUGAAUGCAAGAGAUUGGGAUGCUGUUAGUGAUUUAUAUACUGAUGACGCCACUCAUGCUACUGCUACACAGCCGUAUAUCAUUGGGAGAGAAGCAAUUCUGGCAUAUUACCGUAAAAAAGCCAAACAGGGUUCUGAUAUUGAGCUGAGUUUAGACUUCUUUGAAGGCAGCAAUAAGUUUGUGAUAGCUGGUGGAGUUGGCAGGAUCUUAAAAGAUGGACAGCAGGUGGCAGUAAACAGAUUCAUGAAUGUGUAUAAAAAGACUGAUGGUAACUGGAAGAUAUGGAGAUCUAUGAUCACUGCAGUCCCUGGUUUAGAGUUGGUACGUCCUGGCAUUUAAAAGAUGGAGAAGAAACAAAAUACAAAUGUACAUAUAAACACUAAUAAAGAGACAAAUUCGCA